Molecule: messenger RNA, 793 nt
Organism: Aspergillus versicolor CBS 583.65
Lineage: Eukaryota; Fungi; Ascomycota; Eurotiomycetes; Eurotiales; Aspergillaceae
Exons: 1
Coding region: 376-543 (55 amino acids)
Source: RefSeq, a predicted model, not a curated record
GCAGGAUCCUUGAUGAUGGCAGUUACAAGUUGGACCACUUCUGUCCUCAGGAAUCCGUCAUGAGCAAGCUUGCAACGCGUCCUCGAGCAUAUAUAACUGUUCUUUCUCUGGUACACUCUUGAUCGCCAAAACUCAAACUUCUCUCCAAAGGGCUUCUAGACCGUUUGCCUCCUCCGCCCAUUUUCUUCACGCUCUCGCCCCCACUGCGACUAAGUGAAUCUAUAUUCCAACCAUCCUAGCCCUACCAGGCCACAUAUACAUUUUCAUCAUUGCAUACAACCAACCGUCCACCACCACAGCUGCAUUUUCGUCCGCCAUUCUCUGGUGGUUUCGGUUCCAAUCCCUCCACGCCUGGGGGUCGUUUGGGUGUCAACAAUGUGCAAUCACUUCAAAAACUACUACAUAUACAGCACCUGCAGCCAGCCUAGCUCUCAUAUUAUCCGCACAUCCGUGGACGAGCCGAAAGAAGCCCGAUGUGCCGAAUCACCACAUGACAGGUUCAUUGUCGUCGUAGGGAAAUGUUUACUUUGCAAUCGCCACUGAUGGGCUCUUCCAGUCGGUGGACUUGAACCUUUGCAGUAUAUUCGACGGCCAAUUUUCAUCCAACUGGCGCUGCAGCGGCUUUUUCGACUUUUGUUUCCUUCUCUUCCUUUCUACCGUGUAUUUCUUUUUCACUUUUCGCCUUUUUUCCCCUUCGUCUUCUCCAGAGAAAAAAAAAGGACGAUGAUUUUGGUUUACCGUCCUUUGCUUGUGGCUUAUGAUACCUCUGCUUUUUUUUUUUUUUUUUUUUUUU